AUGUCGCCUCUUGUUGCUCCACCCAAUCUCGCCCACAUGAAGAAAGACGGAAGACUCGACAACGGUAUGGUGGAUGCACGAAGCCUCAAUUUUGGCCGGGAAAUAUCCAGCCAUCGUCAUUCCAACAUCCACCAUUGUUCAUCGGAUGCUUUCGAUACCCCCAGAAAUGCAAAUCCCCAAAGUUCGUCUAGCGAAGACUCAGAGUCUCCAUCCUACAAGAAGCCGAAGUUGGAGCACAUGAAACCCGCAUCUACCGUUUUUGACAACCCCACUAGCCUGGAGAAAAUACUUGCAAGAAUUUCACCUGGAGUGCCUCAGACAACCAGCAAAGCGGCUGGUACAGAAAAAGAUCGAUCUUUGAGUCUGCCCAAGGCCACGACGACAAAAGAAACACAACAGCCAGUAAGUUCCGACGCCGUGGACUACAAUGGCAACAAUGGCAACGAUGCCAAGGGGGAGCUUGCUCGACUCAAGCAUCAGCUUCAGGUUGCAAAUAACAAGAUUGCUUUCCAGGAGCAAGAGCUUGCCCAGACACGGGUCAUCAAGCACACCAUGGACCAAACUCUUGGACCACCGUCCGAGGUGGAAUUUGGUGGGCGUGAAAUCACAGAGCAAACAAUCAGUCACCUACAAGAUGCCUUCAAUGCUUCAAAGCCUGUAUUUUCUCAGUUUCAGGACGCAUGGACUUCCCAAGAAGACUCCCAGUCGGAUGCUUCUGAUGCAUUGUCUGCCGUCGGCUACCAUCGUGCUCGGGGAUCGUGGAACCACCCGGGUCAGAUCCCACUCGGAGCUCCAACAACCGAUGCUCACUUCGAUAAAUCUUAUAGCGAGGCCGCCUUCCAGGGCAUCCUGACCCAUACUACCCAGGAGCCCAAUCGAUUUUGGGGUACCCCAGCUGCAUAUCCUGCAUUUACAUCCCCCGGGGUGAUGCAACCCCAGAGAAUUAUGUCAAGCCCUUCGACAAGUUCAUAUGGCCCAUUCCCCAGAUCCCCCACAAGUGAGCAAGUACGAUGCAUUCAUGACCCAAAUUCUGGACCCCGCUGCCUCAUUCCCCAGGCCAAUCGAGCUAGUUCAUAUCUGCCUCAGAACGCUUCGUGGGGCAGCACUGUUCCAAGAGCUCCCACAGAGCCUUCUCCAAGAUCUCCCGCCUCGCCGACUGCACGGCCAUCUAGUAGCUUCCAGUCCAUUGGGGCCUACACAAUGCUGCCCUAUCACACGCAAUCAAUGCCAACCACACUUUCUCCCACCGCUACCGAGUUCACGGCCGGAAACACAAGUGCAGGAGGGACCUCGUGGACUCCUUCCUCUCCCGGUGGAAACGCUAUACACACCUAUGUUCCCCACCUCGAACCCCCGAAUUACCGUCGUCUUCUGGACAAAAACGUUUCAUGCGACUGGAAGUACAUUAUGGACAAAAUCGUUUGCAACAACGAUCAACAAGCAUCCAUUUUCCUACAGCAGAAACUUAAAGUUGGAACAGUUGAGCAGAAGCACGAGAUCAUCGAAGCCAUCAUCAGCCAAGCCUACGCUUUGAUGGUGAACCGAUUCGGGAACUUCCUGGUCCAGAGAUGCUUUGAGCAUGGAACAGGUGAGCAGAUUAUUGCCAUUGCCAAUGAAAUCAGAGGCAACACUCUCAGCUUAAGUAUGGAUCCGUUUGGCUGCCAUGUUGUUCAAAAGGCCUUUGACUGCGUUCCUGAAGAACACAAGGCGAUCAUGGUACAUGAACUUCUUUGCCGAAUUCCGGAGACGGUGAUUCAUCGAUACGCAUGUCAUGUCUGGCAAAAACUUUUUGAGCUUCGGUGGACCGGAGAGCCACCGCAAAUCAUGGCCAAAGUGAACGAAGCUCUGCGUGGAAGAUGGCAUGAAGUCGCUCAAGGAGAGACGGGGAGCUUGGUAGUUCAAAAUAUUUUUGAGAAUUGCGUUGAGGAGGAGAAGCGAUCGGCGAUUGAAGAGGUGUUGGCGAAAAUCGAUGUACUAGCACAUGGUCAAUUCGGCAACUGGUGCAUUCAGCAUGUCUGUGAACAUGGCGCCCCCCAUGACAAAAGUCGAGCCAUUGAACACGUGCUUCAUCAUGCGGUUGAGUAUAGUAUGGAUCAAUUUGCGUCCAAAAUAGUUGAGAAAUGCUUGAAAAUCGGAGGCUCGGAAUUCCUAGAUCGUUAUCUCUCUCGUGUUUGCACAGGUCGUGCUGACCGACCUCGGAUGCCUUUGAUCGAUAUUGCAGGCGAUCAAUACGGGAACUACCUGAUUCAAUGGAUUUUGAUGAAUGCUGCAACUCACCAGCGUGAAAUUGUGGCGAGCCACAUCCGAAAACACAUGGUCUCCCUUCGUGGAUCCAAGUUUGGUUCUCGUGUUGCAAUGCUCUGCUGCAAUCCAUCCCAUGCUACGCGUCCUGGACCUGGGACGGGCAUUCAAAUUGGACGAUUCACUCAAUUCAAUGAAGACAGAUUCUCCUCGACCGGCCAAAAUGGCAACCGGUUCAAUCGAGGGAACCAGUGGAACUCAAGCUAUUCGGCAUUUCGUUAA
Molecule: messenger RNA, 2523 nt
Organism: Penicillium verhagenii
Lineage: Eukaryota; Fungi; Ascomycota; Eurotiomycetes; Eurotiales; Aspergillaceae
Product: Pumilio-family RNA binding repeat-containing protein
Exons: 7
Coding region: 1-2523 (840 amino acids)
Biological process (GO): post-transcriptional regulation of gene expression
Cellular component (GO): cytoplasm
Molecular function (GO): mRNA 3'-UTR binding
Source: RefSeq, a predicted model, not a curated record